Messenger RNA from Phycomyces blakesleeanus NRRL 1555(-), 1158 nucleotides. RefSeq lists its product as hypothetical. The record is from RefSeq and is a predicted model, not a curated record. The transcript is spliced from 4 exons. Bases 1 to 1158 code for a protein of 385 amino acids. NCBI's taxonomy places the organism in Eukaryota, Fungi, Mucoromycota, Mucoromycetes, Mucorales, Phycomycetaceae.
AUGGAAACUUCUUCUACCACCCACUAUAUUCUUAUCACCAACGGAGAGUCGUAUACAGGCCACGCUUUGACUUGGUAUCUUGCAAAUCAGCUAGAGCGUCAGCCUGGUCGUCUUCACAAGAAAAACUGGAAAGUUCGUGUGUUGUGCGAGAGUCUUAAGAACAUGAAAAAAUUGGAAGGCAUGGGUAUCGACAUCAAGGAAGUUGACUACAGCAGUCAAUUUGCUCUUAGGGAUCAUAUGAAGAAUGUCAAGUGUGCCCUAUUUGUCCCAAACAUGUCAGAUCAUUGUGUUCAGUAUGGAAUUAAUGUCCUUGAUGCUGCUGCAGAAGAGAAGCUCAAGUGCAUUCAGAUGAUUUCUAUGUGCUCAUCAGAGCAGGCCAGCUAUGAAAAUACCGUCUUGGGUCAGUUUCGUCAAUUGGAAGAUCAUCUUAGUAAAAAGUUUGCCUAUGGAAGAUGGUUCCCGUUGCUUUACCAGCUAGCCUUUUUCUGGUCCGGAAUGAUCCAAGACAAGGGCAAGCUUGGUCUUCCGUUGAGUGACAAUACUUCCUUCCCUGCAAUUGAUGUGCUUGACCUAUGCGACGCUUGCGCGACACUUUUGCUUAGUCCUCGAAAACAAACCGAGAGCGAUAACCAAGAUGAUGAGCCAGAUAUCCCCGAUCAGGCCUUGAAGCGAAUCUAUCAUCUCUCUUCUUCCCAUAAUUACACUGGAAAAAUGAUGACAGAAUCUCUCAACAAAGGUCUCGAAAAUGAAGAGGCGUGUGUUGAGUACGAGAAGAUUUCAAACAAAGACAUGCGUGACUAUCUUCAAAAUCUAUCUACUACAUCCGCUAUCAAGGAUAUGGUCUCUUCCAUCACUGAAAAUAUACCAAAGAUUCCUUAUAACAUGCGUAGUUCUUCUGGCACCUCCAAUUCAGACAAAGAGCAUGAUCAACCAACUUCCUGUGGCAUGGAUCUUCCCGCUCUUUUACCAAACCCUGGACACUAUCUUAACUCUUAUGUGAUUGAUUUGAUGAUGGAUCUGUUUGAAAACAUUGAAAAUUACCCUCAAGAACAUCCAACCCACGACCUACAGGGCCUUAUUGGGCGUGAUCCAAAGAGAUUCUCAACCUUCUUUGCUGACAAUCGUAAGCACUUUACACCAUCUUCCAAGAUGUUGUAG